Molecule: messenger RNA, 5590 nt
Organism: Lagopus leucura (white-tailed ptarmigan)
Lineage: Eukaryota; Metazoa; Chordata; Aves; Galliformes; Phasianidae
Gene: CEP85
Product: centrosomal protein 85
Exons: 12
Coding region: 1377-3437 (686 amino acids)
Cellular component (GO): centrosome
Source: RefSeq, a predicted model, not a curated record
GGAAGGGCUGCCCAGAGAGGUGGUGGAGUCAGCAUCCCUGGAGGUGUCCCAGAAACAUUUAGAUGUGCUACUAAGAGACCUGGUUUAGUGGGGAAGUACUGGCGAUAAGUGGAUGGUUGGACUGGAUGAUUUUGAAGGUCUUUUCCAACCUGGGUGAUUCUGUGAUUACUGGAGGUAUUACUAGAGCAUAUGUUUAUGUCUCUCAGGAUAAGAAAACAUCCUAUUGUUUGCUGAGGGCAGGAGAGAGAACAAGGAUGUUUCUUUAGGAAAUUGCCCUUCUGAAUGUCUGCAGUGCCGCAGUCUUUCCAAGAGCUGAGGCUGAAUUGCAGCACUGACAACUGGCUGAGCCAUGCUGACUUUCAAAUCAGCUCAUCAGUUAUGUAGAAAUGUUGUUGUGAUGAUCCUCAGUGCAUUCAAGGGACUGAUUUCAGCGUCCGUGCAUGGCGUGCUGGUCAGAGGGCUCAAGUUCCUGACAGUGAUGCUGGGGUAUAAAUACAGAGGCUGUAAAAGGAAAUUGCACUGUCCCUUCUCUGUUUGCCAACGUGUUCUUGUGACUGCUUGGUAGCAUGUUGUUCUCCGGGAUUCCUGGACACAGCCAAGGAAUGUCUGAAGAGAUUUCUUCCUUCAAACACUUUUCCUGCUCGUUUUGGAGGAAAGGAUCUUGUCCUUUCACAUGGUGGUUUUCCAGUGUUUUUAUGAUGGUAUUGAAAAGACCAUAUUGAAAAGAUCAUAUUGAAAGUGUUACCUUUCAUUACUGCUUGCUGCAAUGCUUUGAGGGUACAAGCAUGUGCGAGUGUGACCUUGCAGUUCUGACCUUGGAUCAAAGGAACAUCCGAUGGAGAUGGGCCUCCAGCCAAACCAGAAACGAGAAAACAAGUUUGUGUAUCUGUAGGCAACCUGGCGUCUCUGAGAUAUGCGGUGUGUUGGGAGGAGGAGAGGGAACAGGCAUUUCAGUGUUUGCCUUUCUCAGCUCGUGCUGUUGCUGCAUUGAAAUCUGAGAGUUGCUAAGAAUAACCCUGUAUUUCCAUGUAGCCAGGUUUGGUGCCCAUCUGACAGGACAGGCUCACGUUGGGGUGCUUGUGCUGUAUCAUUUCCUGUAGCAGUAAGGCGACAGCCAUUACUGUAGCCUCGGGAAGGAGUUCCUUUGCUGCUGUGUCCCGGAGGAGGUGGAAGAUCCACUGCUUGGUGAUGUAGUGCUCUGGUGAUGGGCCUAGCAAAGGCUCCCAUUGGGUUUGGGCAUGGUUCAGAGUCACUGAGCUGUGGGAUGGGCAGAGCAGAAUCAUGCUCUCAGUGUUCAGCUGAACUUCUGCAGUUCCAGUAACGGUUCCUCAUUCCAGCCCAUUAAAACCCAAGCAACCAUCCCAACAGCCCAUGUUAUGCCAUCCACACUGGGUGCCUCACCCUCCAAGCUGUCCUCAGCAGGAGAGCAGAGCUGUUUGCAGAGUACUUCCAAAACUGCUGUGCCAGGGGCUGCUUUGGAACAUGCAGGACUCCUGAGAAAUGGAGACUUUAAUGCUGGGAAGUCAUCUCAGCUGCCACACAGGGAUCUGCUGCGCCUCUGUGGGACUUCAGGGGAAAAUGGAUUUGAGAAAUCCUGGCGUCCUGUUUCUGAUCACAUGAGAACAGAAGAUACUUGGAAGUUUGACACCCCUGCCAUUGAGCGCACGCUUAACCAGUCUCUCUUUCUGGAUAGUUUGUGUGCUGACCCUCUCCAGAGGUUCCAGAAAUUCAAUCCAAACUCUGGGGCAGCUGAGGCAGGGGGAGACCAUUAUAAGGUGCUGCCAGAGAUCAAGCAGUCUGCAGGGGCUAAUGGAGCCUGUGACGGGACGUGGCCAGGAGGCAGCAGGCUGAUGCCAGCGGGACUCCAGACCAACAGUUUCUUUCCAAAACCUGUAACGCCCCCAUCUGUGGCAUGGAUGCAAGAGACCUGCACGCUGCAUCCGCAUGAGAGGGUCUGUGAGCUCAGUGCUUGGAAACAACAGCUGGACAGUGUGCGACUGCAGAUAGAGCAGAUGCAGUUACAAAAUGGAGGUGCCUGCCACCAUCCCUCCAUGUAUUCUCCUUCACUACCUACACCUGAUCCAGCCCAGUGGAUCAACAUCCUGAACUCCCAUGAAAACCUACUCAAGGAGAAAGAGCUCCUCAUUGACAGGCAAAGGCAACACAUAUCCCAGUUAGAGCAGAAGGUCCGGGAGAGCGAACUGCAGGUUCACAGCGCCCUGCUUGGCUGCCCAGCGCCCUAUGGAGACGUCUGCAUGCUGAGAAUGCAGGAGCUGCAGCGGGAGAACACGUUUCUCCGAGCACAAUUCGCAGAGAAGACUGAAUCUCUCAGUAAGGAGAAGAUUGAAUUGGAAAGAAAACUGGCUGCUGCAGAGGUGGAUGCAAAGCUGAUCCAGGAGACGCUGAAGGAAAAUAAGCAGAUAUAUGCAGAGGAUUUAAAGAAGCAGGAAGAAAGGGUAAAGGGAAGAGACAAACACAUUAAUAACCUUAAAAAGAAAUGCCAGAAGGAAUCUGAACAAAACAGGGAGAGGCAGCAGAGAAUUGAGACCCUGGAACGAUACCUGGCUGAUCUUCCAACUCUUGAGGACCACCAGAAGCAGAGUCAGAAGCUAAAGGAAUCUGAACUGAAGAGUACUGCUCUGCAAGAAACAGUGCUGGCACUGGAAACAGAGCUUGGAAAUUUACGAGCUGCAUUCAGAGAGCAAGGGACGCAGCUAGAAACCCAGAAACAUAAAGAACUGGAACUUCUUUCCACUGUGCACAGCUUGCAGGACAAGGUGCAGCAGUGUGUAAAGAAUGCAGAGAGAGGAACUCCUGUACAGGAUGGGGAGAAACAGAAAAUAGAAAAUGACUCUCUGAAGAAAGAAUGUGACUGCCUCAGGAAGAUUGUGGAAAAACAGCAGAAGAAGAUGGAGCAGUUGUCUUCGCAAGUGAAGAACCUGGAAGAACAGGUGGCCCAGGAAGAAGGAACAAGCCAAGCUCUGAAAGAGGAGGCAGUGAGAAGGGAAAAUGCGCUGCAGCAGCUGCGGACUGCAGUGAAAGAGCUUUCAGUGCAGAACCAGGAUCUCAUUGAGAAGAACCUGACCCUUCAGGAACGGCUCCGGCAGGCAGAGCUGACAGCUCAGCCCCUGCCUGCUGAGACUGCCCGCCUUGCCCAGGAGUUGCACUGUGAGCUGGCCAGCUGCCUGCAGGAUUUGCAGUCUGUCUACAGCAUUGUCACUCAGAGGGCUCAGGGCAAGGAUCCUAAUCUCUCCCUGCUUCUGGGCAUUCGCUCUGCGCAGUACUCAGCUAAGGAGAAGGACGACUUGCUGAGCCCCGAUGCGCUUGCAAAAAAACUGGUGGAGGUAAAACAGCUUCAGAGAGAGGUGGAGGACUUAAGAACGGCAAUAUCUGACAGAUACGCCCAGGACAUGGGAGACAACUGCAUCACUCAGUGAGGAGAGCUCUCCCCCCAGAGUAAGACAGGAAAUGAAGACUUGAACUCUCAGGAGACUAGAACUCCUACAAUUGAAAACCUGUUCAGCACUUUACCAUCCCAAUGCUUGGGUACAAACGUGUGGCUUAUCCAGGAGAAAUUGGGGGUUGUUGCCAGAAGUGUUUAUCUGCUGACUGGCUAACUGGAAUCAUUCAGGGCUUCAGUGUCAGGCUUUGCAGUAGCUUUGAUCUUAUGGAAUGUGUUUUUUGUUGUCUUUGCUGGAGCUGGUGCACUCUCUCACUCUGGGAGAUGAAUUCUGAAUAGCCUCCAAGGCAUGUCAGACACUGAACAUGCAAAUGUGACAAAAGCUAAAACCAACACUAAAAGAAAAUGUAUGCCCUGGUCUUUCUGAUAAAUUCUCUGCACAGAUCCUGUGCAGCUUGUAAGAGUGGAGUGCUAUCAGAGUGCUCAGGGAUAUCUGUGGAUUCUGUAGGCAAGCAGGUGUGCUGAUUAUGCUACCACUAAUUACAUCGCUGUGCUACAGGCUUGUCAGGUGCUGUGUGCAAUUCUGAUUUGGAUGCUUGUGUAGCCAUUCAUGCACCAGGACCUGCUUUGCUCAGGUAAAUGCAGCCAGAGUCUUCUGGUAGCCAACAGGUGUUGGGGAAUAAAACAACACUAACAGAAGACUCAAAAUGCUGCCCCUGGAUCCUAGAAGCCUUAAACCUUUUAUCCCCCUGAAAAAGCACGCGGAGUGUGUGUAUGACCCAGGCUACAGAGGAAAUGGAUUGAUGCUGAAGUGCCUUAAUGUGCUACAGAAGCUUCCUGUUCACACACUGCUUUGUAACUAAUGCAUCUGCUGGCAGGGUGAGGAAUUACUAUUUCUUGUAGCAGCCUUCAGAGCCAUUGCAAACAAUCCUGCAGGGCUCUGAAUGUACGUAGCUCCUGCCUGAGCUGUAGGGACCCUCUGCACAGGGGGACCGCGCUGCAGGCCUGUUAGGAGAACCUGCAUGGCUCUGCUUACUCCUUGUUGAGGAGAAAGCCCUUCUGGUCCUAAAAUGGCAGCAGGAUUGUACAGCUGGAUCUGAGAGCUCCUCCUGAUGCCAGUGAGGCUGCAACUACUCAGGUUUUGUUCUAGUUCUGCCUCUGGUUCUCUGGUUGCUCCCCACUCCUGUGCCAAAUAAUUGGAAUCUAAAUUGGCGUGGGAUACAGUUAAUUUUGUCACAACUUUCUUAAUCUUAGUGGCAACUUUACAGUCCUGAGUGUUGGCUUGAGACAGUACUGUGGUGCCAAGGGUGAAACUUGUGUUGGUUGCUCUCUCUUGACCCACAAAUGAUGAAGUCAGUGGUAAAACAGGGAACGUACUGCUGAAACUUCUGCCCCUUCAAUUGCUCUUGGUUCACACUGGGGCCGUGAGCCCUAAUUUUGAGAGAAAUGUUGUUGUAACUUUUGUGUUAAGAUUUAAGACCAAAUCUGUUUUGUUCUUGAAGUUAGGCCACGAGUUGGUUAGUGUGCCAUGCCAGCCAGCUCCGGGACGGCAUGCAGAGCUUCCAGCAUCUGCUGUGUUACAUCUCAGGCUCUGUCCCCACACUCCUGGUGCCACGUCCUGAGCUCGCUGUGGGCCAAAGCUUGUUGAGGUCCCGGCCGCCGGGAGCUCUGGCACGGAAGGCUGCAGGCUGGGAUGUGCUGUUCAGCAGCAGCCGCCUUCUGCUCUGGGUGCGGUGGGAGAUGUGACUCUGGGUGCAGGGCCGCGUGCGCCUCCUGCCUGUCCGCAACCGGCUGCGCAAAUGGGAUCGCGGCAGAACGCCGCAGCCCUGAGGCUGGGUUGGCUGCCCCAGCCCUGCGCCCGUACUGAGCCCCGGCUUCCGUGUCACCGCUUUGCGGGUUACCCUGCAGGAAACGGCCGUGCUUUUGUCCUGCAAAACGACCUCUGGGCUUAACGCAGAGCCCGGCUGGGCGCGGGACUCGGCCCUUCCUUCGCGAGCACCCUGCGCAGCGUGCAGGACCACGUGCCUCACCUCCCUGCUGGUUGUGCAGUUCGUAUUCCGACGGUUGGCGUUCAGCCUCGCGUUGUUUUCCUUCGUCGAGUCGAGCACGGGUGUAUUUAUAUCGGCGUUUGUCUUUACCCACUUGUUUGUACCGAAUGUUUUGAGUAUAAAAUAAAGCUGCUCUGCUCCA